Macrosiphum euphorbiae (potato aphid) is the source of this 912-nucleotide messenger RNA. NCBI's taxonomy places the organism in Eukaryota, Metazoa, Arthropoda, Insecta, Hemiptera, Aphididae. The record is from the annotation of a GenBank genome assembly.
AUGUUUCGAUUAUCACACAUAUUUAUUUUCAUUCUUUUCACAAUUUUGGCUUAUGCUAAUCGAAUCAAUGAUGGUUCGCCCCCAGUCGUAUUAUGGCAUGGAAUGGGCGAUAGCUGUUGUAAUCCAUUAAGUCUUGGAAGAAUUAUUAAGUUAUUACAGAAGAACUUGGGAACUGAUACUUAUGUGAAGUCGUUACAAAUUGGAAAAUCUUUUGAACAGGACGUAAAGAACAGUUUUUUCAUGAAUGCUAACCUUCAAGUUCAAGAUGCUUGCAAACAAAUAUCUGUAGAUCCAAAGUUGUCUAAUGGUUAUAAUGCUAUUGGAUUUUCACAAGGAGCCCAAUUUUUGAGAGCGGUUGCACAAAGAUGUCCUAUUCCUCCAAUGUUAAAUCUUAUAUCUAUAGGCGGCCAACAUCAAGGAGUUUUUGGUAUGCCAAGAUGUCUUUAUUCUAGUCACAAAUGGUGCGAAUAUAUAAGAUUAAUUUUGAACAAAGAAGCUUAUGCAAAAUGGGUACAAAAUUCAUUAGUUCAAGCAGAAUAUUGGCAUGAUCCAAUUAAAGAAUCAGAUUAUAUAAAAGGAAGCCAUUUUUUAGCAGACAUCAACAAUGAACGCGUUAUUAAUAAAAAUUAUCGUGAAAAUUUGCUUAAAUUAAAAAACUUUAUCAUGGUUAUGUUUACAAAUGAUACAAUGGUUAUUCCAAAAGAAAGUGAAUGGUUUGCAUUUUACUCACCAGGUCAAGAUAAAGAAAUUAUGCCACUUGAACAGUCUGUAUUUUACCUUACAGACCGACUUGGUUUGAAAGUAUUAGAAGAAAGUGGACGUUUACAUUUCUUGUCAGUUCCUGGUAAUCAUCUUCAGUUUUCUGAAGAAUGGUUUUUGAAUGAAAUUGUUAACAAAUAUCUCAAAGAAUAG